Sesamum indicum (sesame) is the source of this 1458-nucleotide messenger RNA. The record is from RefSeq and is a predicted model, not a curated record. NCBI's taxonomy places the organism in Eukaryota, Viridiplantae, Streptophyta, Magnoliopsida, Lamiales, Pedaliaceae.
AUGCGCAGCCGAAUUGAUCUUUCUUACAAUGACUUUCAUGAGAGCUCUGUGCCAUCAAGUUGUCGGGAAACUCUAAACUUAUUCAGAAGCUAUGGUGGAGGAAAAACAAAGGAACUUGGGAAAUGCUUGAAGACUCAUUGUUCAAAGGAUUACUAUUCGUUUCAUGUCAAUUGCGGUGGACUAACAACUAGAGUUGGCAAUUCAGUUUUCGACGGGGAUGAAGAGUCAUCGGGUUCAGAAAAGUUCGCUUUCACAAGGGAAAACUGGGGAACUAGUAGUACAGGAUUCUUUUGGGAUCACAACAGAACUAUGACUGACUAUGUGGCCAAAAAUGUAUCUGUUCUCAGAGUGAAUGACCCUGAAUUGUACGCUACUGCCCGCCUCUCUCCUUUGUCUCUCACAUAUUAUGGGCGGUGCUUAGGAAAUGGCAACUACACUGUGAUACUUCAUUUUGCAGAGAUUAUUUUAAGGGAUAAUCAGUCAUUCCAAAGUCUAGGAAGACGGAUGUUUGAUGUGUAUAUCCAGGGUGAACAGAGACUGAAAGAUUUUGAUAUUGAGCAAGGGGCAAAAGGAGUUGACAAAGUUGUUAAAAGAAAUUUCACAGCAAUGGUGAUAAAUAACACUCUAGAGAUACGUUUUCAGUAUACUGGGAAGGGAACAACAGCUGUCCCAACCCGAGGAACGUACGGUCCUUUGAUAUCUGCUAUUUCUGUGGAAUCUGAUUUCAAGCCUCCAUCUCACUGGAAAAGGAAGAUUUUCAUCUCAACAGGAGCAGGGUUUUUGGCCUUGUUUCUCAUUCUUGCAGUUAUCUUUUAUGCUUGGUGGAAUCAAUAUAUAGGAGAAAGGAUCUCAAGGGAACAAGUUUUAAGAGGGUUAGAUUUGCAUGCCGGUUUCUUCACUUAUAGACAAAUCAAGGCUGCCACAAACAAUUUUGAUGCUGCAAACAAAAUCGGGGAAGGUGGUUUUGGAUCAGUUUACAGGGGCACACUACUGGAUGGUGCAAUUAUUGCAGUCAAGCAGCUUGCUGCCAAAUCAAAACAAGGGAAUCAUGAGUUUGUAAAUGAAAUUGGCCUACUCUCUGGAUUACAGCAUCCAAAUCUUGUGAAACUGUAUGGAUGCUGCAUUGAAGGAAGUCAAUUACUGCUUGUUUAUGAAUACAUGGAGAACAAUAACCUUGCCCGUGCUCUAUUUGGACCAGAGGAAUAUCAGUUGGAAAUGGACUGGCCAAGAAGACAAAACAUUUGUGUCGGUGUAGCAAAAGGAUUGGCUUUUCUGCAUGAAGAAUCAACUCUGAAAAUUAUCCAUAGAGACAUCAAAACAAACAAUGUUCUGCUUGACAAAGAUCUUAAUCCAAAGAUUUCCGACUUUGGAUUGGCCAAACUUGUUGAAGAAGAGAACACGCAUAUCAUCACCACAAUUGCUGGAACCAAAGGGUACAUCGCUCCAGAAUAUGUACUA